GAUUUUCAACUUCUCGUGUUAGAAAUUUAAUUAUAAACUCCUGAGCAAAGCGGGCAGAGGUUUGGUUUGGUAAUAGAUCCGGCGGAGCAAACUGGUGCUGUAGGGCGGCGGUUGGAUUAUCUUAAUCUUCACAACACACAGAUUAGAGUAUGGAAAAACCUGCUGGAUCUGAAUCUGAUGAUUUGAACUUUGGUUUAUUACUAUCUGAUGUACUUGAACGUCAUGGUUCAAGCUUAGAUUUACUUGAAUCUGAUGAUGAUGAUUCUGUGGUUGUGGAAGGAGGACGACAGGACCUAACUGAGUUAGGAUCAACCAGCGUAGAUAAUAAAAGCCUAUCCAAAACCAUUACAUUAGAUCCAUUGGUUGAGCAGUACAGCCAUGUAAGAUGUGAGGCUGUUAUCGAAAUAUUAGAGGCCAAAGUUGUUUAUAACGACAAUAUAAGCCUUGAUGUGUAUGGUGAUAUCAGAAUUUUGGAUUUGAAACAAGGCAGGGAGUUCAUAGUUUAUGAGCGAGAUCAAUUUGAUUCUCCCCAAGGCAUUAGUACUAUCAACAGUUUGUUACAAUUAUCGAGUCCGGGAGAAAUCCCCACUUUUGAUGACCCUCACCUAGCUGUUGACAUAAAAAAUGUCCACACCGGAGCUGUUAUUGCUCGUGGUCAAAAACCUUUAUCUAAAACAACCCAUGAACCCUUUGAUUCUAAUGAUUUUGAGAAGUUAUAUACCCUUCAAUUUCAAGGCGAUGCAGGUGAUUUUGUUGAAUUACAGUGUGUGGCUUUUACAUUUGGGGUAUAUGCUCAAGUGGAAAUAGUUCUGUUUAGAGAUAGUGAUGCUUCUCAUAGUAUGUAUUUAAUUGAAGAUGAAGAAGGGAAGGAUGGUAAAGGGGUUGAAGUCUUUGGUCUGAUUUGUGGUGAGUGUGACCCAUUGAUUCUACCUAAAACAUGCUAUACUAAUCAUCUAUUUAACGUGAUACAAGAGGAGAGUGAAUGGGUCACGUUGGGAACUGAAAUCGCAUUGUCCAAGAGCCUUGUGGCUGUGCCAGCCUAUUCACCACUUAAAAUCUCAAUGGAUUUGAGGGGGUAUGAUGGAAUAAUUGUUCAGGGUACUCAAUCUUUUGAACCUACUAAUUAUGAUGGUGGAAAGAAGUGCAUUCAAGGACUGAAUGGAUUUUAUGUGCGGGUGCAUGUUAAAUGGUGCGAACCAUCACUCCUAAACAAGCCUUGGUGUGAUGAUGACAGAAUUGCACGCUUUUGUUCUAUGACUCAUGAGCCUAGCUUAUAUGCUUCACAACUUUUAGAGGUGUUCUCUUUGUUUAUCUCCCACCCAAAUGAGCAGGAGGUGAAUUUAUAUGGAUCUGUUAAGAUUUUGGACUCGAAGGGCUGGUGCAGCAUCUUCAAUCGUAGUGAGGAUGAGGCAUAUUGCUUGGCGCAGGGUUCCAACUUCUUACCUUUGAAAGAGCCCAAACGAGCUAUUACACCAGGGGAUUUUUUUUCCAUAGAAAUUGAUCUCAGGGACGUUGAUGGACAUGUGAACAUCAAAGGAUUUGUCAAAUCAUCUCCUGAAAUUAAUGAACGUCAAAGGCCUUGGUUUGAUGAGCCACUUCGUUCAGUUGUGAGGAGUGCCAACGAGAAGAGUUUUGCUGUUAUUGAUUAUAUCUUGUUCUCGUUUGCUGUUCUGGCAAUUAUUGAAGUCCGUUUCGUAUUUCAUCACAAAUAUUUUGAUCAUGUCAAAAUUUAUGGUGACAUUACCACCUAUACUGCACAGGGGUUUCGAAGAGUACUCUUUACUAGGAAGAAAGAAAACUUUUUAAAAAUAAAGGAUGACUUAAAACUUUUGACAAAACACGUGGUGGUGCCAAUGCGAUCCCCCCUGCUUACUAAAGUCGACCUGUCUUUACGAACUAGUGGACAAACUUUUCAGCUUAAGAAGCGCAUGAAAUUCCAGAUUGGAGAACCUUGUAAGAUCAUUCAAAGGGAUUGUGUUAGCAUGUUUAUUGAUGUCAAGUGGAAAGGUCUUCCAUAUGUUUGACAUGGAUUUUGAUUACACGAUCUGCUGUUAAAUAUCCUCUUGUGGAUUUCUUGUGAAAUGGCUUGUGUUAUAGAAACAAUGAUAGUAUGGAAGUCGCUGGGAUCAGGAUACCGGAUUGGGCAUUAUGCAUCCCUAAUUUAUAACGAAGAUGAAAUUGUUUUUUCUUCAGUUUCAAGGUUCCUGGUGUUUUUUGCUGUCUUAUAGAUUUUAGAAUUGAUAAUUAUAUAGUUGAUGACGUUUGGAUUAUAUAGACUGAUUAGCAAUUGAUCUUGAUAGCAUGCAUGUUAAUUAGUUAUGAAUGUUAAUACCUUAAUGGAGGGAAGUUUGGAUC
Messenger RNA from Daucus carota subsp. sativus, 2355 nucleotides. RefSeq lists its product as uncharacterized. NCBI's taxonomy places the organism in Eukaryota, Viridiplantae, Streptophyta, Magnoliopsida, Apiales, Apiaceae. Bases 150 to 2024 code for a protein of 624 amino acids. The record is from RefSeq and is a predicted model, not a curated record. The transcript has 3 exons.